AUGGCUGAUGCCGGAGCCUCGCAGCCACAUGGCCCAGGGAGCUCCUUCCAGCCUCCCAUGACACCCUCCGCUCCUCAGGUGCCCGCGCCUGCGACACCUGGCUUGGUCCCCAUCAUGAACGCGCCCGCGCCUCUUCUUCGUCCAGCUCUUCCUGGUGGCCGCCCCGGUGGCUCUCGAACCCCUCGACUCGGUCUCGCCAUUCCGCCCUCUCCAAGCGUCAAACCUGUCUCCCAAGGUGGUCAACAAGCUCCCGGCCGACCGCCACUGCCAACCAUGAACCUCGCCACACCCAUGGGAAGCCAUAUCACUCCCUACGAACAGACGCCGAGGUUCAACAACUGCGCUCAGCCGGGACAGUCUGCGGGUGCUGGUAGCGAAAGCAGCGCAGCUCACUCGAGGUCUGGCAGCUUUGGUCCCCUCGAUGGCAGAAACAGCAACCCCACAUCUGCCGGUUCCCAGUUCUCUGCUCUGUCCUUUGCUUCGCAGCUAUCACAGUUUGGUAUCCCUGUUGGGCGCGCGCAAGGUACCCCCGAUCCUGUAUCCGCGGUUGGCUCCAUGUACUCGGAGCGAAGCGAUGGCGGCGUCAUGAUGGAGAGAGAAGGCAGCCUGCAAGGCCUAGAGGCUUUUGAUAAGCUGAGCCUCGAAAAAGCCAGGGUUGGAGAUGUUGAAGAUCUUGACGACGAAGGCUGGAGAAUUGCCAGCAUGGAAAAGCGUAUAGUCGAAAUUGGAAAUCUUGGUGAAGGUGCCGGCGGUGCUGUUACCAGGUGCACGCUCAAAGGCGGCAAGACUGUCUUUGCUCUAAAGGUCAUUACGACAAACCCCGAUCCAGACGUCAAGAAGCAGAUUGUUCGCGAAUUGGGUUUCAACAAAGAUUGUGCUUCAGACCAUAUUUGCCGCUACUUUGGUGCUUUCGUCGACCCCUCUACAUCCACUAUAUCCAUAGCCAUGGAGUUUUGUGAGGGCGGCUCGCUGGACAGCAUCUACAAAGAGGUCAAGCGUCUUGGCGGACGUACAGGAGAAAAAGUUCUCGGCAAAAUUGCCGAAGGUGUCCUCGGCGGACUGACAUACUUGCACACACGUCGCAUUAUCCACCGCGAUAUUAAGCCCUCAAAUAUCCUCUUGUGCCGCAACGGCGCAGUCAAACUUUGCGACUUUGGCGUUUCCGGCGACUUUGGUACUAAGGGCGAGGCUAACACCUUCAUUGGCACCAGCUACUACAUGGCACCAGAGCGCAUCACUGGUCAAUCAUACACCAUCACAUCAGACGUUUGGUCAACCGGUGUGACCUUGCUCGAGGUUGCCCAACACCGCUUCCCCUUUCCAGCAGAUGGCACUGAGAUGCAACCACGUGCCGGUCUUAUCGACUUGCUCACCUACAUUGUGCGGCAGAACGUACCAAAGCUCAAAGAUGAGCCUGAGAUGGAUGUCUACUGGAGUGAUAAUUUUAAAUACUUUAUCGAGUGCUGCCUGGAAAAGCAGCCUAAUCGCCGUGCGAGCCCCUGGAAAAUGCUGGAGCACCCCUGGAUGGUCGAGAUGAAGCCAAAGAGAGUCAACAUGGUCAAGUAUCUGUCCUUUGUCUGGGGCUGGGACGGCGAAGCCGCAGCAUAA
Molecule: messenger RNA, 1608 nt
Organism: Cordyceps militaris CM01
Lineage: Eukaryota; Fungi; Ascomycota; Sordariomycetes; Hypocreales; Cordycipitaceae
Product: MAP kinase kinase
Exons: 4
Coding region: 1-1608 (535 amino acids)
Biological process (GO): protein phosphorylation
Molecular function (GO): protein kinase activity; ATP binding
Source: RefSeq, a predicted model, not a curated record